AUGGAAGUCGUCCAGAGUGCCUUUGACCGGCUGCCGCGCGAGGUGAUCGAGGCUGCACUGGACUGCUUAGGCGUCACCGGAUGUCUCCGGGGCUUCAUCUCUGCCUUCCUGGUGGGCCGGAGUUAUCGUGUACGGGUAGGCAAGGUGCUCAGCGAUCCCAGAGACAUCACCUCCGGACUCGCCGCAGCACUACCGGCUGACAGCCGCUACCCAGUCUGCUGCGCUAUCUACGCAGAUGAUGUGGCGCUGUGGAUACGAGGACCCAGGAGAAGCAUCGCUGCCAUCCGGGGCUCUCUACAGAGGGCAUUAGAAGCGGUCAUCUCCUUCCUCGGUGGCAUUGGCCUCUCCGUGUCCCCGGCGAAGACAGAGGCACUACUUGUACACCCGCUAGCCUCCGCACGCCUCUACGUGAAACAGCUGCGCAUUGCAAACACCACCGUCCCAUGGAAGCGGCAGGUCACGUAUUUAGGCCUAACCAUUGAUCAUCGGCUCUCCUGGAUUCCUGCUGUCAAGGCUGUCACCUCCAAAGUCCGAAGAGUCCAGGGGGCAGUGAGCAAGAUGCAGCAGCGUGGUCGGGGCUGCACCGUAAAGUGGGCGCUGCGGAUGAACCAAGCGGCGGCCACAUCCAUCCUGCUAUAUGCCCUGCCGCUGGUUCUACUAUCUCCAGCCAGGAAGCAACAACUCGAGAGACUGCACAGGAGUGCAGUUAGGAGCAUCCUAGGUCUCCCCAAGCACUCUCGAAUUGCUGCCACACUGGCUUAG
This is a messenger RNA of Dermacentor andersoni, 762 nucleotides long. The record is from RefSeq and is a predicted model, not a curated record. Lineage: Eukaryota; Metazoa; Arthropoda; Arachnida; Ixodida; Ixodidae.